AUGACUGAGCUUACAGUGCUAGUCCCUCUACACCCACCACAUGGGUGCCAACUGUGCCUACCGAUACCCCACAACUAUGCAGAUCACGCCGGCUUAGUUAAACAUCUAAAGCACAUCCAUGGCACAACCCUCCAGUUCGAAUGCAAUGCCUGCGGGUAUACUCAUGAUAAGCUCAAAGUGAUCAAAGCCCACCAGCUGAAGGCCAACGACUGCCGUGUAAGGAUAGAAGCCUGCUCGCCUCCACCCCCACUCCCGGCAGACCUUAAAAAGGUGUGCAUUCCUACGAAGCCAAGAAAGCCGUACGCUCGUAUAGCACCUAAAACAGCGCCGACUCCCUCUCCUAGCAGCGAUGAAUCCUGGAACUCGGCACCUCCGUCCCCACCAACCGAGCAUGCAGCAACACAGACAAGGAGAACCACAAGGUCCCUCCAAAUUGUCAUCAAGGAAAAUCACUCCCUGCAAGCUGAGCACACACCUAGUGCACCAGCCACUCCACCGCCUGGCAUCCAAGGGCCCAGCCAAGAUACAACAUCUGUGCAAGUACAGCCCACGCCCAACGGUAGGAGACGUCGGCAGAGACAAAGGACUUCUGCAAGACCCCAGCCCAAUGGUGAACAGCAGCUGCCGAACAUGCCAACACAGGAUGCUAUGCAGCAGCCAACAGUGUCUACAACUCCACCAGGUAGGCCAAUUACAUCCACGUCCCCUUCUAAUUCUUGUACACUCAGCUCCCCGUACCGGAGAAACGUCACUCCAAGCCCAGCCUCUCCAGCGCCCUCGCCUACACAACAUCAAGGAGAACCUACAGGAGAACUCCACCAGGACCCGCUGUCUACGCAACCACAACAGGCCCCAGACGCACCUACACCAGACGACGGACCCCCCAGUGGGUUACGGCGUGGGCAUCACAAUUUGAGGCAGCACAAGACGAGGACAUGUUGGAGGGUAUCCUUGCUGACUUCAUCCAAUUGGCCUACGAAAUCAGCGACAUCCAAGGCCCGUGGCAGUCCAACAGGAACACUGCCAAUAACACAUCGACCCGUCAAAUAG
Centruroides sculpturatus (bark scorpion) is the source of this 1050-nucleotide messenger RNA. RefSeq names its product proline-rich receptor-like protein kinase PERK8. Lineage: Eukaryota; Metazoa; Arthropoda; Arachnida; Scorpiones; Buthidae. The transcript has a single exon. The coding region runs from base 1 to 1050 and encodes 349 amino acids. The record is from RefSeq and is a predicted model, not a curated record.